AUGCUAUCGUUGAGUCUCAAUGGACUCGGAUUUAGAGUUUACGCCACUGUUUACGACACAAACACUUCCGGCACACAAAUGCUGUCCAAAGAGUGUCGGUUCACCGCUCAGAUGGUUGUCAUCAAAAUGGAUGUCACUAACGAUCAGGAGGUCCGACAUGUCUACCAACAGGUAUCUGAAGAUCUCACCAAAAACAAUGGGGUUUUGUGGUCAGUGGUCAACAACGCGGGUAUUGGGCUAUUCGGACGUCUAGAUUGGGGUUCAUUAGAGUCCAUACAAAAUGUGUUUGAAGUCAACGUUUUCGGUGUAUUACGAGUCACCAGAAUAUUCCUGCCAUUAAUUAAACAGUCAAAA
Molecule: messenger RNA, 354 nt
Organism: Oppiella nova
Lineage: Eukaryota; Metazoa; Arthropoda; Arachnida; Sarcoptiformes; Oppiidae
Source: the annotation of a GenBank genome assembly